GAGAGGCGGCUUUCAGUGAAAUUUGUCAAGUGUUAUGUAAUACGGCACUUAACUUCUCUUCUGUGUUCCCCAUAAGAACCAACAUGGAUUAUCCUCCGACAAAGCUUGAUUAUCAUGUAGAUAUGUUUAAACUCCAAUCCCAAGCCACGAUCCUCUCCUUAUUCAAGGCGGAGGAUGGACGUAUAGCUCUUAUAUUAGACUCUACCGUGUUUCAUCCGCAAGGUGGAGGUCAGCCAUCAGACACCGGUUUAAUCGAAUUCGCCGGUUCGGAUUUCAAAUUCUCAGUUCAAGAUGUUCGAUCCAAAGAUGGAAUCGUUCUCCAUUACGGAGUUUUCGAAGGAUCAGCUCCUGAAGAUGUUGAAAAGGGGCAACAAGUUCACUUGCUUGUUGAUGAACCAAGGCGUAUACUCAAUUCCAGGCAAGACAAAAAGUUGCAUUCAGCUGGACACUUGCUGGAUUUGUGUAUGCAGAAAGUUGGGUUAGGACAUUUGGAGCCUGGAAAAGGGUACCAUUUCCCUGACGGUCCUUUUGUGGAGUACAAAGGAGUGGUUGCACAGGCUGAACUGCUGGUGAAGCAGAAAGAGCUGGAGGUAGAAGCUAAUGAAAUGAUAUCCAAAGGAGGAAAAGUUUAUGCAGCUAUAGUACCCUAUGAAGAGGCAUCCGUGCUCUGUGGUGGUAGUCUUCCUGAUUAUAUUCCCAAGGGCAGCACUCCACGAGUCUUAAGAUUAGGUGAAAACCCUGGGUGUCCUUGUGGUGGAACCCACGUCUCCGAUAUAUCUGAUAUCAUAAGCAUGAAGAUCACGCAGAUGAGAACAAAGAAAGGAAUGACAAAAGUUUUCUACACCAUUGCAUCUUAAUUCCCGUAUACAAAACAAAAAAAAAAGUCAAGGGAAGGAAUUGAAGUGAUGACGACUGUUUCAAUCAGUUGGCUUCAACAGCAAGCAGCCUCUCCUGUGCUCAACAGCCACAAAUUAGUAUUUUGUGGUUAUUUUUUUCAUCAAAACUACUAAACGACUCUCUCUAUCAUUGAUAAGUCGUAUAUGAUAUGAUAUUGAUGUGAUAUGAUCUUCCACUCAGCCUCUUAUUAGCAUUACAAUAUUGACUCUUGGUUUGUAUAAUCAUACCAAACAUUUGGUCCCCGAAUUUUUAUUGAUGCAUCGCUUUGGUAUAAGGUAUGGGAAAAAAAUUAGUGCA
Molecule: messenger RNA, 1194 nt
Organism: Eruca vesicaria subsp. sativa (arugula)
Lineage: Eukaryota; Viridiplantae; Streptophyta; Magnoliopsida; Brassicales; Brassicaceae
Source: the annotation of a GenBank genome assembly